AUGCUAGACUCGAGAAACAAAGUUGCGGGGCAAGAUGCUCAACAAAGGGGGAAUCCUCUCCCACCCCCUGUAGGGGUGAUUAAAGUUAUCCAUGUUGCCCUAGAGGGGCUCAUUACAGGAAGAAGGAAAGGGGUGUUAACUGUAGUACUAGUAGAGAGUCGCUUGGAAGUACAACCACCAGAGAAGAAAAUAAAGUUUGCACGGGAGCCUAUCGCAUUCAACGAUGACGAUUUGGAGGGAACAAUCCAACCACAUGAUAAUGCAUUAGUGGUCACGGCCCGGAUAAGUGGCUUUUUGGUAAAAAGGGUAAUGAUAGACCUAGAAAGCGGGGUUAACAUAAUGUACUCGAAUUUGUUUAGGGGGCUCGGGUUGAAGAAGGAGGACCUUGUGAAGCACACUUCCUCCUUGGUUGGGUUCGAUGGUAAGGUAGUGAUUCCUGAAGGGCAAAUUUCACUUCCUGUAAGUAUGGGGGGAAAAGAGGUGGUAGUAACAUUUACAAUAGUAACUUCAUUUUCCCCAUAUACGGCGAUUCUGGGAAGACCAUGGAUCCACUCAAUGAGAGUUAUCCCAUCCAUACUGCAUGUGAAGAUCAAGUUCCCAACCGAGCAGGGUAUUGCUAUGAUAAGAGGAAACCAACAAGUGGUGAGGCAGUGCCUUAUCGCCAUAGUUAAAUGGAAGCGGGGGAAUCAAGUCAAUCAAGGAGAAGAGACCGAACAACCGGUGAAAGGCAAGGGGAAAGGGCAGUCCGAACAGAAGCAGGAUAGGUAG
This is a messenger RNA of Quercus lobata, 768 nucleotides long. RefSeq lists its product as uncharacterized. Bases 1 to 768 code for a protein of 255 amino acids. Lineage: Eukaryota; Viridiplantae; Streptophyta; Magnoliopsida; Fagales; Fagaceae. The record is from RefSeq and is a predicted model, not a curated record. The transcript has a single exon.